CCACAUUUAAAGGGCGGCGGGCGUCGCCUUACCCUUAUCCAUCCACUCACCCACCGCUCAAAACCACGAGGCUUGGAGGCUUUCUUGAGCGAUUUGAAACCAUCAUAAACAAGUUUUUGUUGUUUGAAAGGUCUUCCUUUGCUGAUGCCAUGGAGAGAGAAGAAAAGGCCUUGGAUGUGGCCCUCGAUGCCAUGAUUAGCCGAACCCAGGAUUUGAAGAAUUCAAUUGCAGGCUUCAUCAUCAAGCUUGAAACCGAGUACGAGACGCUGCAAUGGCCGUCAGUUCUGAACAGUUUCGCCCUGUUGUCCGGACAGCUCAACACCCUCAUGAAAGUGCUGCGGAACGAGAAGACUCCACCACUCCGGAAUAGAAUCCUAUUGCCACUCUUUUUGAACCCUGAGCGAGAUGAAGAGCUAGCUAAGCUGACAGAGAACAGAAUUCAGUUCUUCAACCAUGAAGUGGUGCCCGACUACCUGCGCACCAAGCCAGAUCCAGAAAUAGAGGCUGCAGAGCUCCAGAUCAACACCAAGGCCAGCCAGAUGUCCAUGGACGCCGCCCAGAAACAAAUAGCUUCACUCAACAAAAUUGUGAACACUAUAGAGACGCUACUGAAGACUACACGUGAAGACUGGGAAAGCACAUCAGGUCAGCGGAGUGCCUUGGCCCAGACGUCUUCGCCAGCGGACACCAACGCCCUGAUCAGUGCCCUGAGCACUGGCAAGGGCCUGCGGCCCAGCCUUGGCUCCCCCAAGAGCCAGUCCCCAUUGCCCACAGCCCAAGCCAGAGGAGCCAAGGCCUUUUCCAUGCACCCAGCCGGGAAAAUGCCAAGUGCCAUCAAGACUAAUAUCAAGUCCGCUGGUGCCUCUCAUCCCUAUGGCCGAUGAUCAAUAAAGCCACCCUCCCCUCUUCUCCUGGGUGUAACAAGAAA
Molecule: messenger RNA, 928 nt
Organism: Dermacentor silvarum
Lineage: Eukaryota; Metazoa; Arthropoda; Arachnida; Ixodida; Ixodidae
Gene: MED8
Product: mediator of RNA polymerase II transcription subunit 8-like
Exons: 7
Coding region: 150-884 (244 amino acids)
Biological process (GO): regulation of transcription by RNA polymerase II
Cellular component (GO): core mediator complex; mediator complex
Molecular function (GO): RNA polymerase II cis-regulatory region sequence-specific DNA binding; transcription coregulator activity
Source: RefSeq, a predicted model, not a curated record